Colletotrichum truncatum is the source of this 1626-nucleotide messenger RNA. Its product is annotated as putative epoxide hydrolase. Gene Ontology annotation, molecular function: epoxide hydrolase activity. The record is from RefSeq and is a predicted model, not a curated record. NCBI's taxonomy places the organism in Eukaryota, Fungi, Ascomycota, Sordariomycetes, Glomerellales, Glomerellaceae. Gene Ontology annotation, biological process: epoxide metabolic process.
AUGGCGACUCCUCUCGAAACCAGUGUUAUCUUAGCGGGAGAUGAGAUUAGACCUUAUCGCAUCCAUGUAUCAAGCAAAUAUCUUGAUCUCACAAAACAAAAGCUAGAGCUGACGAGGCUGCCCCAUGAGACUGUAGAGCCCAAGUCCCAGGAUUGGUGGGAGCCCAAACAACAGAUCGAGCCUCUGAUCGAUUUUUGGCUUGAAAAGUAUGACUGGCGAGAGCAAGAGAGGCUUUUCAACGCUCAACUCCCUCAGUUCCGCACAGCAGUAUCCAUACCCGGUUCAGAGUCUUCCAUCCGGCUUCACUUCAUCCACGUCAGGUCGCCUCACGACCAUGCCGUCCCUCUUUUACUGAUACCCCCUUUUCCUUUCACUAAUCUCUCACUCGGGCACCUCAUCCAGCCUUUCACCGAGCCAGAGAAUCCCGAGACUCAGCAACCCUUUCAUUUGGUCAUUCCUUCUCUUCCUGGCCUCGGCUUCAGCGAUGCGCUCCCAAGCAACACACCCGUGAUCUCGGCUGCUGCCGAGAUCCUUAAUGUUGUCAUGUCGAGGCUUUCAUACACAUCCUAUCUUGUCUCGAACACUGCCUCAGCAGCUUCGAGUCCCGCAGAGAUCGACUGGAAGCUCGCCAACUACCUGGCCACCCACUACUCUGGCAGUUGCGCGGGUGCUCACUUUAUCAACCCUUCUAUCACGGCACCGACUCUCAAAGAAGCCCCUUUGGAAUGGAUGAAGUGGACCAUCGCUAAGCUCUUCCGCGCCCCCGUUCUUGGGUAUCAGAACGAGGACUUUCGUUCUCUGGACCGUGUUCAAUCCAAUCCGGAAUCACGCGCAUCAAAGUCGUCACCAAAACUCGGUCCAAACACCAUCAUGGAGCCAAACACGCCGUCUUUCGCCCUCUGUGACUCGCCGGUCGGGUUACUCGCCCUCGUCCUCAAAGUCAUCCGUAUCUUGGGGACCACAAGGGACUUUUCGCCCACCGAGAUCAUCACCUUCACCCAGACAGCGUGGCUCCCCGGCCCGGAGGCAGCGAUGCGCUUCUGGGCGCAUUGCCUCGCCCAUGACGAAAAGCAGCUCCCGAAACCGGCGACGAAGCCUAGAGUUGCAAUCACGGUAUUCUCUGGAGACGACGGGGGAACACGGCCACCCGACGCCGAGACGCGAACUAUCUCGCCUCGUCCGGCGCCAAGUUCAUACGCUUGCCCUGCGUGGGCCAACGUUCUGUAUAACGUGGUUCACACGCAUCGAGCGCCGGGAAACCCGGGUUUGGUCGCCUGGGACUCUCCCGAGCACAUCCUGGACGGAAUCAGAGGACUGUCCAAGGGGUUGCUGUCCAUCGGUAGCAAGUUAAAGACCUCAAGCAGCCAGCCUGGCACUGAGCCGUUGCAGGGGGUUGUAAUCCAGUCCGAUUCUGCGCCAGCGCCAGGCUCAAACCAGGCGGUGCGCACGCCGGGACCGACGGAGGUCAUGCCUUCCACACCGCAGGCCGAGGCCUCGUGGCGCCUCGAGCGGAUACGCGAGGCUUCGGAGACGCCCGGCAAGUCGCAGAAGGACGGCGGGGGAGCCGACGCGGACUUUGACCAGGCGAGUCCGGAUACUAUUGUAGUUACCCCUCCGGGCAAUUGA